CCCCAUUCUAGGUAUUCUACCCUUCACUUGCACAUCACAAAUGCCCUUUCCUUGAAGGCCUAUAAAAUCCUCCUAUUAUCAUUUUUCUGGAACAACAUGAGUUAUCCAAUUGGUGUGGGACAUGAUAAUUGGAAGACAUGGGUAAGGGAAGGAAGAGGGGUAGGAUCCAGUUGGUGGAAGGAUAUAUGUAGGAUAGAUGUGUUGGUGGAGAAUAAAAAGGGAUGGCUCUCUGAUGGAUUUGAGGUGCUGGUGGGUGAUGGAGGAGAUUUAAGCUUUUGGAGGGACUUAUGGUGUGGGGAGGAAGUCUUAGCUAACAAAUUCCCAAGACUUUAUUUGCUUUCUACUGGAACAAAUAAUAAGAUAAGGCAAAUGGGAGCCUGGAUUGAUGGUAAAUGGUGUUGGAUGUUACCAUGGAGGCGUAAUCUACUAUCCUGGGAGUUACAAUCAAAGGAGGAAUUGGAGAAACUACUAGAUUCAGUCAAGCUCCAUGAAGACAGGAAGGACAAAUGGUUAUGGAAGCAUGGCAAGGAUGGUGACUAUUCAACAAGGUCUUGCAUUGACUACACGAAAGAGAAUUGGUUGGGAGGUAGUAUGGUUUGCUUUGACUUGGACAAUUUGGCUUACUAGGAAUGAAGUUUUGUUCAACCA
Molecule: messenger RNA, 648 nt
Organism: Rubroshorea leprosula
Lineage: Eukaryota; Viridiplantae; Streptophyta; Magnoliopsida; Malvales; Dipterocarpaceae
Source: the annotation of a GenBank genome assembly